GACAUUUCCAACCGCUGAGUUUAAUGGCAAUUCGACCAAUCGUCGUGCAGAUGGCAGUAGCUCUGAAACAUCUCAAGUCUGUUGGAAUUAUACACGCAGACCUCAAAUUACAGAAUGUGAUGUUAGUCAAUCACCAACAAGAGCCGUACCGAAUUAAAGUGAUUGACUUUGGCCUGGCUUGUGAGACCUCAGCUGCGACAGUGGGUUCUUACAUUCAGAGCCGUCCAUAUCGGUCCCCAGAGAUUAUUCUAGGCCUUCCAUUUACAGAGGCCAUAGACGUUUGGUCUCUGGGAAACAUUGCUGCCUAUCUGUACCUCGGUUCCCUGCUGUACCCUGGCUAUACUGAAUAUGAUAUGAUGAACUACAUAGUAGAAACCCAAGGGAACCCACCAGAAAAAAUGUUAAACUCUGGGCUAAAGACCUCCUGCUUUUUCUACAAAGAGUUCAAUUCCACCACCAGCAACUGGAAACUCAAGACGCCUGAACAAUUUUUUGAAGAGUCAGGGAUUAAGCCCACAGAGAGAAGAGGAAGAAACUUUACAUCUCUGAAUGACCUCUUACAUGUAUUUCCAGCAACACGGGGCUCAGACAUUUACAGAUAA
Archocentrus centrarchus (flier cichlid) is the source of this 602-nucleotide messenger RNA. RefSeq names its product homeodomain-interacting protein kinase 3-like. Gene Ontology annotation, biological process: peptidyl-serine phosphorylation; positive regulation of transcription by RNA polymerase II; smoothened signaling pathway. Bases 24 to 602 code for a protein of 192 amino acids. NCBI's taxonomy places the organism in Eukaryota, Metazoa, Chordata, Actinopteri, Cichliformes, Cichlidae. Gene Ontology annotation, molecular function: protein serine/threonine kinase activity; transcription corepressor activity; transcription coactivator activity. The transcript is spliced from 6 exons. The record is from RefSeq and is a predicted model, not a curated record. Gene Ontology annotation, cellular component: PML body; cytoplasm; nucleus.